AUGGCACCCAGCAGCAAUACGAAGUCUCCGACAAAAGGUUCGGGCUCGAAAAAGGUUGCAAAGCCGGCUCCUGGUUCUAAGAAGCAAUCAAAAGGGCCUGGUAAUAGCGGCGCAAAAAAGCUCCAUGGCGUUAAGGGAGGUAAAGUUGCGAAGACGGUGUCGAAGAAGGCGGUUGUUAAAAAGGCUUUGAGGGCCCAGAAGGCUCUCACCCUUGGGUCUCAUACGAAGGGGAAAAAAAAGGUCAUGAAGAACAUAAGAUUUCGACGUCCAAGGACGUAUAAACCUCCUCGUUGUCCCAAGGACCGUCGUUUUGAGAUCCCUAAGAGAAACAAGUUGGACGCUUUUCGCAUUAUCCGUCAUCCGGUCACGACCGAGGCCGCGAUGAAGAAGAUCGAGGAUAAUGAUACCUUGGUCUUCGUUGUAGACCGAAGAGCAAACAAGCCGGCCAUCAAGGCCGCCGUACAAGAAAUGUAUAAGAUAAAAGUUGCAAAAGUGAACACUUUAAACUGUCCAAAGAAUAUCAAGAAAGCCUACGUAAAACUGCCACCCGAUUUCGACGCUUUGGAUGUGGCUAACAAAAUUGGCAUUAUAUAA
Molecule: messenger RNA, 594 nt
Organism: Mesocestoides corti
Lineage: Eukaryota; Metazoa; Platyhelminthes; Cestoda; Cyclophyllidea; Mesocestoididae
Source: the annotation of a GenBank genome assembly